Messenger RNA from Quercus robur (English oak), 1923 nucleotides. RefSeq lists its product as uncharacterized. NCBI's taxonomy places the organism in Eukaryota, Viridiplantae, Streptophyta, Magnoliopsida, Fagales, Fagaceae. Bases 1 to 1923 code for a protein of 640 amino acids. The transcript is spliced from 3 exons. Gene Ontology annotation, molecular function: nucleic acid binding; zinc ion binding. The record is from RefSeq and is a predicted model, not a curated record.
AUGGGGAAAGAUUUCUUCCUGAUCAGAUUUAGUAAUAGUGAUGACUAUGACAAGGUGCUGCGAAGGGGUUCGUGGUUUGUCGGAGAACAUUUCCUUGCUAUCAGGCUGUGGGAGCCAUAUUUUAAAGCAUCAGAGGCUAAGCUAUCUUCAGUGGCUAUGUGGGUAAGAUUACCAGAACUUCCGAUUGAGCUCUACGAUGCUUCAAUGCUCAGGGAGAUUGGGAGCGCUAUUGGGCCAAUGCUUCGUAUUGACUCUUACACAACCUUUGAAUCUAGAGGCAGUUAUGCGAGAUUAUGUAUCCAAAUAGAUAUUGAUAAACCUCUCAUCAAAUCCAUAUGGGUAGGUAGACUAAUACAACAAGUCUUGUAUGAAGAUAUUUCUUCUUUGUGUUUUUGCUGUGGCCGCUUGGGACAUAAGCAAGACAACUGUCCUUAUCGUGUCAAGCAUGCAACGAAGGAAGGAGAUGAAUCAAAUUCGUUGACUCCUAAUGAAGCCACGCAACCUGUCCAGUCCGAUCCCAACUAUGGGCCCUGGAUGGUAGUUACAAGAAAAAAGAAUACCAACACGCCAGGCCGACCACAUGGGCCCACUCAUCUGAGCCAAACAUUAGCAACGGGUCUUAAGGGCAAUUUGGACCUUCCAGAGGCGAACACUUCAAAAGGAAUGGAAAAAAAUCUUAACAAGUCAAAUCCUAGGGAUUUGGUAACAUCCUCAGCUGAAGAAAUACGUGUGGAGGCAGCACAAAACACGGAGGACAUAAUGAGCAUCCUAAAGUAUAUGAUGAUAUGGAAACCAGAGUGGAUGGGGUCCAAAGAUUUUCUGAGGAGGAUGGGAUGGAGUAUGGUGGAGGAAGCCAUGAUGAAUUCUAAUCCACAAGAGAUUGAGGGAGCGUUGAAUGCUGAUUUCAAAAAGAGGAUUUUUGAAAUGACUAUUAAUCAUCACCCUUCUAUUAUGGUGGUCACUAAGACAAGGGUGGGAGGAGACAUAGCAACUAGGAUCAUUGAAGAGCUACCUUUUGAUGGUUGCAUCACUACUGACACCAUCGGCUAUGUUGGGGGGCUUUGGAUUUUAUGGAAGAAGGAAGAUGUGAAAGUUUUACUUCUUUUAGCUGCGGAGCAGGAAAUUCACGCUUCAAUUAAGGUGAGUUCAUCUAAUUUUACGUGGUUAAUUUCUACAAUCUAUGCUAGUCCUAGGUUAGCGAAAGGACGGAUUUUAUGGAAUAACCUUAAAACUGUUGCCCAUCUCCACAAUCUUCCUUGGCUCAUGUUAGGAGACUUCAAUGAAGUGUUAUGUGGGGAUGAUAAGUUUGGGGGGAACACUGUGAAUAUAAAUAAGGCAUUGGAGUUCAAAGAUUGCCUAGACAAAUGUAAUAUGUUGGACUUGGGAUUUGUCGGUCCAAGAUACACAUGGACAAACCGGAGGCCCAUUUCAGCUCUUAUACUAGAAAGGAUUGAUAGAUGCUUUGCCAAUCCAUCUUGGAGAACUCUUUACGCGGAGGCUGCGGUGACCCACCUUCCUAGAACCUUUUCUGCCCACUGUCUAGUCUUACUUGAGCUUUGUAGGCCCAACACUAAUAACUUAGGUAAGCUAUUUCAAUUCCAAACUAUGUGGCUUCUCCAUCCCGGCUUCCCUAAAGUUGUGCAAGAAGCUUGGCUUGAGGAUAGAGAGCUACAAAUUGCUAUUUCAGAUUUUGCAAAUAGGGCUAAGAAAUGGAAUGUAGAGGUGUUUGGAAAUCUUUUCGCCAGAAAAAGAAGAGUUCUUGCGAGACUGAAUGGCUCUCAGAAAGCGUUAGCUAAUAAUCCUAAUGAUUUUCUACUGGCAUUGGAGGAAAAAUUAAUUGAGGAGUACUCUUUGAUUUUGAUUCAGGAAGAGGAAUAUUGGGCACUGAAAUCUAGACUUAAUGUGGCCACCUUUGGGGAUUGA